AAACAGUUCGACCACUUCGACCCUCGCACACUACAAAACUUCCAUUGAGUGCCCAAAAAUGUGGAGGAGAAGAUUUUGCACCACCACUGCCACCGCCUUAAAAACCAAUAAAUGGGACGCUAUUGUCAUCGGCGGCGGCCACAACGGCCUCACGGCCGCCGCUUACUUAGCUCAGUCAGGUCUCUCGGUUGCCGUCCUCGAACGCCGCCACGUCAUCGGCGGUGCCGCCGUCACUGAAGAAGUCAUUCCUGGCUUCAAAUUCUCCCGUUGCAGUUACCUCCAAAGCCUCCUUCGUCCUUCCAUCAUUAGAGAUUUGGAGUUGCAUAGACAUGGAUUGAAGCUGUUGAAAAGAAGUCCUUCAUCGUUUACGCCGUGUUUGGAUGGGCGCUAUCUUUUAUUAGGUCCCGAUGCUGAGCUUAAUCAUUCCGAGAUUUCUAAGUUUUCGCAACGGGAUGCCGAUGCUUAUCCGAGGUAUGAGAAGCAGCUGGAGAAAUUUUGCAAGUUCAUGGAUCCACUAAUAGAUUCAUCACCACCUGAAGCACACCAAGGUGUUUCAUCUUUUAAUUCCCGGUUGAAACAUAAGUUACAGAAAUCGGAAUUUUGGGCGCAUUGUUUGCAUCAGUCUGUCUCCAUGGGCCAACAGGGGUUGGUGGAUUUCAUGGACCUUCUACUGUCACCGGCAUCUAAGGUGUUAAAUAACUGGUUUGAGAGUGAGGUUUUGAAGGCAACACUUGCUACAGAUGCAGUGAUAGGAACCACUGCAAGUGCCCACACACCAGGGAGUGGAUAUGUUCUGCUACAUCAUGUAAUGGGAGAAACUGAUGGUGACCGUGGAAUUUGGUCGUAUGUUGAAGGUGGAAUGGGCUCGGUGUCUUUGGCUAUUGCAAAUGCUGCUAAGGAAGCUGGUGCCUCCAUAUUUACCAACACAGUGGUAUCAAAUCUGAUGGUUGAUGAUUCGGGCACAGUAACUGGGGUAGUUUUGGGUGAUGGGACACAGGUUCAUUCUUCAGUUGUAUUGUCAAAUGCUACUCCAUACAAAACUUUCAUGGAAUUAGUACCUGAGAAUGUUCUCCCAGAUGAUUUUACCCGUGCUGUUAAGCACACUGACUAUAGCUCGGCAACCACUAAAAUCAACUUAGCAGUUGACAAAUUACCGCAGUUUAAGUGCUGCGAUAUUAGUUACCCUGAAGCUGGUCCUCAGCAUAUGGGUACCAUUCACAUUGGUUCUGAGAGUAUAGAGGAGAUUGACUCUGCAUGCCUGGAUGCAAUGAAUGGAUUGCCAUCAAAGAGGCCUAUUAUUGAAAUGACAAUUCCUUCAGUCUUAGACAAGACUAUAUCUCCACCGGGCAAGCAUGUUAUCAAUUUGUUUGUUCAGUUUACGCCAUAUAAACCUGAUGACGGCAACUGGGCCGAUCCUGCAUACAGAGAAUCAUUUGCGCAAAGAUGCUUCGCGUUAAUUGAUGAGUAUGCCCCUGGCUUCAGCUCCUCAGUUAUUGGCUAUGACAUGUUGACUCCACCAGAUCUUGAAAAGAUAAUUGGUCUCACAGGAGGGAAUAUCUUCCAUGGUGCAAUGGGGUUGGAUUCUCUUUUUCUGAUGAGACCUGUAAAAGGAUGGUCAAAUUAUAGAACACCUCUGCGAGGAUUGUAUCUCUGCGGGAGUGGAGCACAUCCUGGUGGUGGUGUCAUGGGUGCGCCAGGACGCAACGCGGCUCGUGUAGUUAUAGAUGACAUUAAAGGCUAGAUGGCAUUUCUUGAAACGUCACGAUCGUUAUCAUAUGGUUUUGAAGUAUCAUCGAUAGGGUUCAGAACGCAUUUCUUUGAUCUAUGUCAAAGGUCAUCUGUUGUAUGUGAAUCAAGUCAUUUCAGCCAGCUAACCGUUGCCCAAUUUCUAUUGAUAUUCUUUUGUAACAAAGACAUUCUUUGGAAAAAAAAAUGGAGCCGUUGGCAAUUGCAGGUUGUCUUGUGUAGUUGUGUAGGGGUUCUAGAAAGUUCUGAAAUCGGGGUUUAGUAUAUUUUUUAAAUAUACAUAACUUAUACUUUUCGACUUUUGUAAACUGAAAAAUUAUUAUUUUUCAUUGAAGUGAAACUAUUAUACA
Erigeron canadensis is the source of this 2096-nucleotide messenger RNA. Its product is annotated as pyridine nucleotide-disulfide oxidoreductase domain-containing protein 2. Gene Ontology annotation, molecular function: oxidoreductase activity. NCBI's taxonomy places the organism in Eukaryota, Viridiplantae, Streptophyta, Magnoliopsida, Asterales, Asteraceae. The record is from RefSeq and is a predicted model, not a curated record. The transcript is spliced from 16 exons. The coding region runs from base 59 to 1741 and encodes 560 amino acids.